Molecule: messenger RNA, 2145 nt
Organism: Onychomys torridus (southern grasshopper mouse)
Lineage: Eukaryota; Metazoa; Chordata; Mammalia; Rodentia; Cricetidae
Gene: Krt20
Product: keratin 20
Exons: 8
Coding region: 294-1577 (427 amino acids)
Molecular function (GO): structural molecule activity
Source: RefSeq, a predicted model, not a curated record
GGGCUGAAAGAGCACCCCUUCCUCAUUCUUUUUGUUACCUCUGUUUAUUAAAAGGAAAUCGCCCCCACCCCAGAAAAGCCUUUAAGAAGUGCCUCUAAUGGUCAUUUCUGGAACGGGACAGCACAUAUUGCUGUACUAAAGAGGGGAAGGCAGAAAAGUGGACUGUGUCAUUCCUGAAGUGACUUGGCAGCAGAGGAGGAGUCUCUCCUGAACUCUAUAAAAGGUCAGCUCCACAGCUCCACGAGACAGACAGGCUGUGCUCCAACUCCAGGUGCAACCUCCCAGAAUCCCAGAUGGAUUUCAGUCAUCAAAAUUUUCACAGAAGGCUGAGUUUCUCCUCACAAGACCCAGCACUUAGCAUGAAUGGCUACCUGUAUAGGAAGAUGAGCAUGCAGCACCUGGGGACUGCACUCAGCGUCUAUGGAGGGGCGGGAGGCUAUGGCACUCGCAUCUCUGUCUCCAAAUCUGGGAAUGAUCUCUUCAGAGGAGGGUAUCUGUUUGCUGGCAAUGAGAAACUAGAAAUGCAGAACCUCAAUGACCGGUUGGCAAGCUACCUAGAGAAAGUGCGGUCCCUGGAGCAAUCCAACUUUAGACUGGAAGCCCAGAUCAAGCAGUGGUAUGAAACCAAAGCGCCUACCACCAUCAAGGACUAUGGUCCCUACUACAUACAAAUCGAAGAGCUGCAGAAACAGAUUAAAGAUGCUAAAAUACAAAAUGCCCGAUGUUUCCUGCAAUUUCAAAAUACUGAACUGGCUGCAAAGGACUUCAGAUUGAAGCUUAAUAGGGAGUGGGAGAUGCGCAACCUUAUAGAAGCUGAUCUCGAAGUCUUGAAAAAGGAUUUGGAUGGUCGGACUCUUGAAAAGACAGACUUGGAACUCCAGAUUGAACAGCUGAACAAAGACCUGGCCCUCCUCAAGAAGGAGCAUCAGGAGGAAGUCGAUGCCCUUCGCCAGCAGCUGGGUAACAAUGUCAAUGUGAAGGUGAAUGCUGCGCCAGGCCUGAACCUGGAAGAGAUCAUGAAUGAGAUGAGGCAGAAAUAUGAAGUCUUGGCCCAGAAGAACCUUCAAGAGGCCAAAGAACAUUUUGAGAGACAGAGUGAGGCUCUGCAGCAACAUGUCACUGUGAACACCGAGGAGCUGAAAGGAACCAAGGGUCAAGUCACGGAGCUGAGACGCACCUACCAGAACCUGAAGAGCACUCUCCAGUCCCACCUCAGCAAGAUAGAGUAUCAGAAGCGCACCCUGGAGGACAACAAGGCACAUUACUCCAGCAAGCUGGCAGCCAUCCAGGGAAAGCUGAGCUCCCGGAAGGCCGAGCUGAUGCAGAUCCGGAGUGAUGCAGAACGCCAGAACCAGGAUCACAACAACCUUCUGGACAUAAAGACCCGGCUUGAGCAGGAGAUCGCUACCUACCGCCGCCUUCUGGAAGGAGAAGAUGUAACAACUAAGGAGUACCAACUGAGCACUUUGGAAGCAAAGGAUAUUCAGAAAACCAGGAAGAUUAAGACCAUCGUGCAGGAAGUGGUGGACGGCAAGGUCGUGUCCUCUGAAACCAAGGAGGUGGAGGAAAGCGCGUAACCAGCUGCCAAGGGGAGGCUGCUCUGUCUGAAAAUGAAAGAAACUGGCCCUCAGAGAACACCAUCGACACUGCGUAGUGAUUCCGGUGGGAUGGGGAGUCUAUCUAUCAGUCUCUGUAAUGAAAUAUAAAUGUCCUCGCUCUGAGCUGUAAAGCGCUUGCAGGGUUGAACCCACGCAGUGCUAUCAAAGUCGUCAUCACCGCCGUCUUCAUCCCAAGGCACGUUCACUCACACUGAAGCUCUCAUUGGCGGGAGUUCUAGCAAAUGGCAAAUAAACCUCUCUCUGUGUGAGUUUUCUUGUUCUUGUUUCUGAAUUGCUAAAAUCCCUGUAAGGAGCCCAUGGGUUCUCCAUGGAGGCAACUUCCUGGCUAAUCUCAUUGGAUUUUGUUUCCCUUAAGCAGGUCUUUGCCUUUCCCUAUAGUCUCUGCUGCAUCUUGUAACUCUACUUAGUUCUUUGGAAGUUCUUUAAAAGAAUUUCCAAUCCCAAAUACUGAACAGAAUAAGAACAAGGCACAUGGUGAUUGAAACGGGAUGAGUUAGGAGCAUAACUGGACUGAAGGUAGAAUGUG